AUGGCGGCAUCUCCGAAGGCGGACUUUCACGCUCAGCUCGAGCCCGAGAGCUGCCCAAUCUGCUGCAAGAUACUAUCUCAGCCGACGAAGACAGAAUGCGGUCACCUGUUUUGCCUCCCUUGCCUUCUCCACUGGACAGAGUCGUGCCACACCUGCCCUUCUUGCCAGGAUCCGCUAUACUCUGAGUCUGCUGCGGCAGCUGAUCCCGCGAACGUCAACUGGACCGCGUGUGAGUCAGAGUACAACUCCAUCGAGCGCGACGUCGACGCACUGCGGGCCUCUGUUGCCGCAUUGCGAGUGCACGCCAUCCAAAGAGAACGAGACACUUCCACCGAGCGCGAGAGCUCUCCAUGGACCUCAACUUCACGUCAGCAGGCCGAGCUGUUAGUCCGAGCACGUGCUGAGCGACAGGGUGCCGAAGAAAGCACUCCACUUCCAUUUGAGGACAGGCAAGAACUCGAGAGACUGCGGAAGGUGAUCAUCCGUCGGCUGGGAGGUAGUGACGCAGGUCAAGACGAUGACGAGGCGAGUGAGGAACUUAGCAUCAAUCAAGUCACGGCCCUCAUCGAGAACCUUCGAACUUUCGACCGAGCACCACCAGCAUCUUCACGCCAACCUCAAGUUCAGGGAGCGGCUGCUUCGAACUCGUCGCCUCCUAUCCGCACCUCUGACACUGCCAGAGACAGUGCCCCUCUUUCGGCGGCGGAGGUCCUGAGACAAGCCAUGCCACUGCCACCAUUGAGAGUGGAAGUCGUCCACGAGUCGGUCACCGUCCUGCGACCAUCUUCACCGAUAUUCUACACACGUUAG
Fulvia fulva is the source of this 810-nucleotide messenger RNA. RefSeq lists its product as uncharacterized. The record is from RefSeq and is a predicted model, not a curated record. Gene Ontology annotation, biological process: double-strand break repair. Gene Ontology annotation, molecular function: nucleosome binding; metal ion binding; ubiquitin-protein transferase activity. The transcript is spliced from 2 exons. Gene Ontology annotation, cellular component: nucleus; site of double-strand break. NCBI's taxonomy places the organism in Eukaryota, Fungi, Ascomycota, Dothideomycetes, Mycosphaerellales, Mycosphaerellaceae. The coding region runs from base 1 to 810 and encodes 269 amino acids.